AACAACUCAGUUAACAUUUUUUACCGGAAAUAAAAAGUAUCGUAAAAGUGUUUCUAAUAUGUAUCUUCUAAUAUUAGUUGUGUUAUGUGCAGUGUUUGAAGGAUAUGCAUCUAAUGCACCAUUGGUUCAGCCAUGCCUGUUGGGAGAUUCGGAAUGCCUCAUCAAGGCAAACACUCGAAUCGCCCUCUCCAGAAUCGGCUAUGGAUUACCAGAGUUCGGAAUUGAAUCUUUAGAACCAAUGAGAUUAAGAAACAUAACGAUGGGAGCAUACGGUUUUUCAUUAGUUUUUCGAGAAAUGAACGUAGCUGGUGCUUCGAAGUGUAACAUCGAAGACAUAAACUUAAAUUUCGUACAAUCUACUAUGGGAGUAACUUUAGAAUGCCCACUGGAAGCUACAGGGUCCUUCAAAAUGUCUGGAAAUAUUUGUUUCUUUGACGUCAACCACGAGGGAAAUUACAUUGUUAAAACAGAUUCUAUCAGAACUACAGUUAAUUCGAGGGUGGAUACUGUUUAUGGCGCUGAUGGCCACAGAUAUUGGAAAUUGACUCUUUUGGGUUAUUCGUACGAGCCUCUUGAAAACCUUCACAUUGGUCUGGGAAGGCUGUUUGUAGGAGAAGUGACUAGAGCCUCACCUCUAUACAAAGUGGUAAGCAACAACUGGUGGCCGCUGGUAUCACAGGUCGCCGAGCCGGCAGUCAGCACCGCUGUCAACCGUUUCCACGACGUCCUCAAAACCUUCUUUCUCCGCGUACCUCUCGAACAACUGGCCAAAUAGUUAAUUACCAACUAAGAUUUUUAUGUCUACUAGUUCUCGAAUACCUACCAAGAUUUUCUUCCUCAAUUAAUUAAUAAAUACUAAAAUAAAAUUAAAACUAAUGAAUUGAAUAAAUGUUAUUUGAAUUAUGGCAACACACAAAAAAUAUUGUUAAGUUAAUCAACGUGUUUAUUUCAUCUACGACAAGCUGUCCCAGUUGUAUCAAAUAUGAUUGAAAUUAGUAAUUUCAGAUGUCUUGU
Messenger RNA from Papilio xuthus (Asian swallowtail), 1014 nucleotides. Lineage: Eukaryota; Metazoa; Arthropoda; Insecta; Lepidoptera; Papilionidae. The record is from RefSeq and is a predicted model, not a curated record.